Rhizopus microsporus ATCC 52813 is the source of this 1275-nucleotide messenger RNA. RefSeq names its product RNI-like protein. Gene Ontology annotation, cellular component: SCF ubiquitin ligase complex. Bases 1 to 1275 code for a protein of 424 amino acids. Gene Ontology annotation, biological process: SCF-dependent proteasomal ubiquitin-dependent protein catabolic process. The record is from RefSeq and is a predicted model, not a curated record. The transcript has a single exon. NCBI's taxonomy places the organism in Eukaryota, Fungi, Mucoromycota, Mucoromycetes, Mucorales, Rhizopodaceae.
AUGCAAGAUACCCUUUCUAUAAUUAAUACAUUUUGUCCUUUAAAAGAUUAUAAUCCUUUUCGACGUACAUCAGCGUCAAGGUUAUCAUCAGUCUAUGCUGAAGUUAUCCCUUAUCUAAACAGCCAAGACCUUGUAACAUGCAGUGUGCUGAGCAAACAUUUCUAUCAGCAAACAGCUCCAUAUCUUUGGAAAUCACCACAAUUCUACCAAACAUCACAUAUACACAACGAACUCUACAUGUUCAAUCGAUUUCUAUCGCAUUUGCCCGACGUGCGACGAUCGACACAAGAGAAAAUAGAGCAUAUCAACCUCUCAACAAUCCAAGAACGCUUAUACGAUCGAGUCAACCCAAAUUUUUUCCGUCUACUCGUCCUACACGCACCUAAUAUCCGUUCGCUCAACCUCUCCUCUGCUUCCUUUUUUCAUUGUCGAUCACUUCCAACUGGCGCCUGGAGCCUUUCAAGGCUAACCGACCUUGACCUAUCAAACUGUCCAAACAUAACUGACGACAUGAUGGUCACAAUCGCCCGGAGCUGCCGACAGGUCGCUCAUCUCAAGCUAAACCGACUUUUUCGCCACAAGGGAAGAGGGCUAGCUGCCUUUGCAGCCGAAUGCGACCAUUUGAGUACAGUAGAACUGAUCGAUAAUACAUCACUGGGCGAUGAAGGUGUUGUUGCCUUGGCAAAGUUUAGACACAUUCACCUACAUCAGCUUGAUCUCAGCGGAUGCUCAGAAUUGACGUCCACCAGCUUGCAAAUUCUCGGAAAGUACUGCGCUCAUCUUCAAGUGCUUUCCUUGGCAGGUGUCUGUGGAUUGCAGCUAGAUGAUCUUAAAAAAUUGAGCUGUAUUCGCAACAAAACAACCGAUUUGGAUCUUUCACGUUCUGCGCUACGACCCAUCGAUAUAGCACAAUGGAUAAGCCAAACAGAGCUCAACGGACUUGUUCAGUUAUGCAUUGACUUUGAAGUCAUUCUGGUUAUCCUUCGCCAACAGCUUUUCGUCCGCGCUCCCAAACUAACUCACCUUGUCCUCUCAAAUGCAUCUCAGCACGUUCAUAUCUCGUUUUUGUAUGAUUUGAUUCAUAUGUUACCUCAGCUCAACCACAUUAUUGUUGAAAAACAAGACGUUGAAACUGGGUUCUUACUAGAUAGCUAUCAAGCUAGGGAUGAAUUGACAAUUGAAACAGCCCAAGCUUUUAACUGUCGACAGAGCAACGUAGCUGUCGAGAUGCGGAUCAAGAAGCACAUUGAUAAUUUAAACUUGGAAGAGUGGUAA